This is a messenger RNA of Diorhabda sublineata, 3259 nucleotides long. Its product is annotated as A disintegrin and metalloproteinase with thrombospondin motifs adt-1-like. NCBI's taxonomy places the organism in Eukaryota, Metazoa, Arthropoda, Insecta, Coleoptera, Chrysomelidae. The transcript is spliced from 18 exons. Gene Ontology annotation, biological process: extracellular matrix organization; proteolysis. Bases 231 to 3173 code for a protein of 980 amino acids. Gene Ontology annotation, molecular function: metalloendopeptidase activity. The record is from RefSeq and is a predicted model, not a curated record. Gene Ontology annotation, cellular component: extracellular matrix.
UUUACAUUCCAUCGAGAAAGAUACUCAAACAAAAACUGUUUUAAAAUUAACGCGAUAAAUUUAAAAGAACAAAAAAACGCGAAGUUUUCCACGGAUUUUUCUAUUUAAUUCGGCUCAGCCAAAUGAUGCAGAUUGAAAUCAAGUUUUUUCAAAAAGAUGGUUUGAACAAAUUUAUAUUUAUAAGAAAAAACUUGUGAUAGGUAAAUGGGGAAAUUCACGUGUUCAAGGUCAUGCGGGGUACUUUAAACUGUUUAUUGACAAUUUGUUUGCUUGUUCAUUUAGGAUUUUCUAAUGAGAUUACAAAAGAAAAACUAAAAGACUUACUUACCCCUUUAGAAUGGUCAUCUUUAUUACAAAAUUCAGGUCAAAAUUACUACAUAAUAUACCCGUCAAUUCACGUUUACGACGAUAAUUUAAUAUCGCCAGAAAACAAAAGCAAUAAAGUUCAAUCGAAAUUUCAUCGAAUCCAAAUCGAAUCGAGAGAUCUAGGAAAAAAAUUCGAUAUCGAUUUAAAACUGAGAAAUAAUAACCUGAUGACAGAAGAUGUUUUAUUUUUAGAAACAUUCGCUAAUAGAUCUCGUCGUUUAGACGUGGAUGAAAACGACAAAAAUUGUUAUUUUAGAAACGAGAACGCAGCUCUGAGUUUGUGUCAAGGAAUUCGAGGAAUUUUAUACAGCAACGAAAAAGAAUAUUUUCUAAUACACCCGUUGCCAGAUAGAUUCCACAAUGAAACGAAGAAUCCUCAUCUUUUAAUUAAAAAAACUCCUACAACUUCACAAGUACCAGAUCAGUCUUGCGUCCACGGUAACUUGACACAAACUAAUUUGAACAUAACCAAAGAUUUUAGUAAGAUUAAUAAAAAUGUAUCGGUACAAAAACAAUCGUUUUCAUCGAAAAAUGGUAAAGAAAACGGUAAAGUUAGAAAAAAGAGAGAUGUUUUUCCUGACGGAGCCCCAGCUUUCGUAGAAACAGCCGUUUUUGUCGACAGAGACCUAUUUGAACAUAUGAAAUCAAACUUUCCCCAUGAAACCGAAAGAGAAGUUAUUAGAUUUGUACUUGCAAUGAUCAACGCUGUACAGUUAUUGUAUCACGACCCUAGUUUAGGACGACCGGUAAAUUUCGUUUUAAAACGUUUAGAAAUUUUAAAAGAAGACGUACCCGGUCUAAUCAGACCACCGGAUAUCGACAGAUUCCUUUCGAAUUUCUGCAAUUGGCAGAGAACCAAAAAUCCAGCAGGCGACAGCCAACCGUUGCACUGGGAUCACGCCCUUAUUUUAACCGGACUGGAUCUAUACGUUCGAGGAAAACAUGGAAAGAUAUCCAAUCAAGUAGUCGGCUUGGCUCCGGUUGCUGGGAUGUGUACAGCCACCAGUAGCUGUACAGUAAACGAAGGGAGACAUUUCGAGAGCGUUUAUGUUGUAGCGCACGAAAUUGGACAUAAUUUGGGAAUGAGGCACGACGGUCCUCUGGCCGAGAACGAUUGCGAUCCUAGUACUUAUAUAAUGUCUCCUACAUUGGGAAGUGGUAAAAUCACGUGGUCCGCCUGCAGCAGACGAUAUUUGCAAAAAUUUUUGGAUACUCCACAAUCCAGAUGUCUAUUGGAUCAUAGUAGUUCAGCCGGUAAACUUGAUCAUAGUGCGGAAGGGGCGCUUCCUGGGGAAAGAUUCGAUGCGAAUCAUCAAUGUAUGCUGAAAUACGGCAAAGGAAGUAGACAUUCCGGUCAACAACCCCUGAACGACGUUUGCAGAGAUUUACAUUGCGAAAGGGAAAGAUACACGUGGACGUCACAUCCGGCACUCGAAGGCACCGUAUGCGGCGACAACAUGUGGUGCAGAGGCGGAAAAUGCGUCCUCAAAGGACUGAUUUUAUCCUCGGCGUACACGUCGGCCACGAGGCUGGGCCAAGCGAACGGGGGAUGGAGCAAAUGGAAACGAUCCGGCGAUUGCGCUUCCGGUUGUCUAUUCGGCGAGGAAGGCAGACUCAGAUCGGGUAGUACCGGCAUCAUGGUAUCCGAAAGGGUUUGCAACAACCCCAGACCGCAAGGAUCGGGAACCGACUGCGAGGGUCCAUCGCAACGUCACUCAACUUGCAUAGCCGAACAAUGUUCGAACGUACCGAGGUUAACGAUCAAGGAAUUCGCCGAUAAAAUUUGUACUCGCGCUAAGGAAGUCGACGGCGAUUUAACGGGAUCGGGAAUGCAAAAAAUCAGUUCGGACGCCGAAGAAGCGUGCCUUGUUUGGUGUGAAAAACGUAACGGAAGCACCAGAAGUCGCGGAUGGACGUUUCCGGACGGUACUACUUGCCAAAUAAGAAGAAACCGAUACGGGAAAUCGAAUUAUUGCAUCAAAGGUAGAUGCGAAGAAUUCGUUUGCGAUCCUUUGGAGGAAGCGGCUUUCGCGCAAUCUCCGGAUUUUUGUCCGAACGAUAGAUUCGAUAAUGAUUUGAGUUGGAGGACGGGUUUGAGGGGACGAGAAGGUGCUGUUAGAUGGAAAAGUGCCAGCGGUUGUCAUUAUAAUUGUAUAUCGCCCGGUUCGGGGAUACGAUUAGUCAAAAAUAAAAAGUACAACAGGUCCAGUAUUCAGUUAUGUCGACCGGAUAAAUUUGGGUGUAGUAGGGUGAAAACACCCUAUCAACACGCUUCAAUGAUAUGUUCUAAAUACAAAGAAAAAGUGAGAAGACUUUCGGGUCUUGGUAUGCAAAUAUCACCGGCAGUUGAGGAUCCUGAUAGAUCGUGUCGAGUAGCUUGCCAAGACGAUUUCAUUUCCCACAGAUUUUAUUUAGUCAACGGUGAAGACGGUUGGUUCCCAUUCGGUACGGAUUGUUCUAAAGGUAUGGCCGCUACCAAAAAGGCGUAUUGUGUCAGCGGAAAGUGCCUCGAAUUCGGUACCGAUGACACGCCGCUUUCGGAAAGCGAAUUUACUCUAGCUCUACUUUCUAGACCGAAGAGAUCUUUGUAUAAUAAUACCUCCACGAAGAUCAGCAUGAAACUGAAUCAGACGCAGCUCGAUGAUAUUAUAAAAGACUUACACAGAAUUCUAUCAGGUAAUUUUAGCUCAAAUGAAUUUAAUAUAGAUUUAAACAAUCCAGUUCAUGUAAAUAUGCUUGAAGAUAAAAAUAUGCCUCAAAGUCAUGUCCAGUUGUCAACCAGUGAUGAAUAUGUAAAUUUAGCUUAAAUGCCAGCUCCUAUUUUGUGAUUUAUUUUAGAUAAAUUGGUAGUUGGAUAGUUUUUUUUUUAAUAAAAUUUUAUAUGCUCAUGCAA